Copidosoma floridanum is the source of this 318-nucleotide messenger RNA. RefSeq lists its product as uncharacterized. The record is from RefSeq and is a predicted model, not a curated record. NCBI's taxonomy places the organism in Eukaryota, Metazoa, Arthropoda, Insecta, Hymenoptera, Encyrtidae.
UUUUCGAUUGUGAUGGAAUGCGGAUUUUCAAAUAGUGGUGGGAAUAGUCUUGGUGAGAUAGAACUAAAAUUUUUGAAGAGUUUACAGUCCAAUUUACAAACUGAUGAAGAUUUUAGAGAUAAAGACCCGUUGGUGAUUAAUUUUUUGAGCGAAAGAAUCGUGGACAAUGUUGCAAUGAUAAACGAAAAAGAAGUUAGCUUUCAAGUAAAGCCAAAUCAGGUGGAAAUGAGUGUCAUUAUUAUUGGGAAUGUUUCGAGGAUUGAAUUAAAAAUGCCCAUCGGUGAGUUGGAAAAAUUAUACAAACUUGAUUAAUACAUC